UAUAACAACAGGUGCGUAUCUGGCUCUUAGAGGAGGCCCCAUUCUAGGAAGGUAGGACGAAGAAGAGGAUAUAUAUUCAGACCAUUUCCAAACUUUGACAUCACACAGAGAGAGAGCCACUGUGGAAUAUCUAGGAUCUUGUGUUGCAGUCUGUGACGGCGGUUAGCCCUGAAUCAGGUAAAGCAUGUCGUUGUCCCCGUGUCUGAGCAGCGUCCUCACCCACGCUAACCUCACAAUGUACCAGAGCCCCGAUGACGCGCUGCACGAGCCAUCCUUCAUGCAGUACUUGGAGCCUGACUGCGCCGCCCACCCCUGCAGCCCGCCGGGGGACGAGUCAGGGCCCGCAGAUCCUGGGUACAAGCAGCGUAAUCCCCAGGAUUGGUCAGAAGAACAUGUCUUAGACUUCAUCAGUGACCACGUAGACAGACUCAAGUUUGACGCAUCCCAUGUGAGCCUGGCCACCUGCACUAUGGACGGACGCCAUCUCUGCCACAUGACAGAGGGACAGAUGCUACAGAAUUUUGGGCCAUAUCUUGGUUCAGAGCUCCAUCACAGCCUCUCCAAAUAUGUCCCUAAAACCAGAUAUGAACAACCUUACCCGUCCGGAUCAGACCUUCAUGAGACAUGUCGACUGCUAGAGGGCUUCUUGGACAGCCUAAGCUACCCUUUCCUGAGCACCCUAAAAGUCAACGAUGCUUGUGACGUCAAGAAGGAGUGUGACUAUGGAGCGUCUUACGACUUGCCCGGUCCGCUGGCCAUUGACCCUUUGGGAGAAACAGACCUGUCAGACCUCUCCGACAGUGAAUACAGAGUGUGUGGGAUCCAGGUCCCCAGCUCCCCAGAGUCAAGGAGCAGUGACUCGGACCUGGAGUUUGCCUACUCCCCCACAGAGCAAGACAUCAAACCAGAGAAGGAUGAGUUCCGAGGGAAGAGGCCGCGGGGGCGACCACCCAAGCUCAGCCGGGACAGCGGAGGCUUCUUCUUUGACAAUCAAAAGAAAACCAAACACGCGCCCCGUGGAACCCACCUUUGGGAGUUCAUCAGGGACAUCCUUGUCCACCAGGAGAAGAACCCAGGCCUGAUGAAAUGGGAAGACCGGCGGGAGGGGGUCUUCAAGUUCCUCAAGUCUGAGGCUGUCGCACAGUUGUGGGGACAGAAGAAAAAGAACAGUAGCAUGACCUACGAGAAGCUCAGCAGGGCCAUGAGGUAUUACUACAAAAGGGAGAUCCUGGAGCGGGUCGACGGCAGGCGGCUGGUCUAUAAAUUCGGGAAGAAUUCAAACGGGUGGCAGGUUGAACCAAUGGGGAGCGUGGCCUCCUAGCCCAGCGGCGAGGGGGAUGAUGAUAACGUGAAGUUGAGAUGGACCUGGAUCUUCAUGUGUUGCCUCUCCAGUCAUAGUUUAGCUGGCAUGGUGUUGCUGAGUUAUCCUUAUAUGAAUGACACUUACUUCUCUCAGGGAAGGUGUUGCAGACAAUGUAAGCCAUUGUUGUUGGCUCUAGUAGGUUUUAUGAACCGUUAUGACCGUUGUGUUGUUCUAUUUUUGCAUUUGUGACUUGCACCACAGUCACCACACUGUGAGUUUGUGCACUCAUUAUAUUGAAUGGAUGCAGAUAGAUGUGAAAGUGAUUUGUAUGGAGUUUAUCACCCAAUUUAUAUUGUUUCUCGCUUGAAUGUAUUAUUCUGAGAGAUUACUUUUUAUUUUGUAUUGCAACUCAUUUUGGAAAAUAUUUGGGUAUGUGGGUAUUACUUUUAUUCUUCUGCAGUCUGGGAUUAAUAAAUUACGAGCGUGUGUUAUUCUUUAGAGAAUACGUAAUCAAGCUGUUUUAAUCUGCUUUUAUAUUCCCUGGUGGAACUGGAGAUGGAACUGUCCUGAAACCCGAAAUAAUGUUAUUGUAUAAAUCUAUCACUUAAGGUGAAUAAAGGUAUCACAUAAUGUGUAGAAAUGUAUCACUUAAUGUGUGUCCUCACUAAUUGUUUUACAGUUCAGAUUUUUUGCGGUGUACAUACUAGCAUAUAUAAGCUUUGUUGCUUUCCUUCCAAAGAUUCAAUAAAGACCAGAAGUUUUUUUAAAAAAC
This is a messenger RNA of Gadus morhua (Atlantic cod), 2075 nucleotides long. RefSeq names its product E74-like factor 3 (ets domain transcription factor, epithelial-specific) (gene elf3). Gene Ontology annotation, molecular function: sequence-specific DNA binding; DNA-binding transcription factor activity, RNA polymerase II-specific. The record is from RefSeq and is a predicted model, not a curated record. The transcript is spliced from 8 exons. Lineage: Eukaryota; Metazoa; Chordata; Actinopteri; Gadiformes; Gadidae. Gene Ontology annotation, biological process: regulation of transcription by RNA polymerase II; cell differentiation. The coding region runs from base 185 to 1321 and encodes 378 amino acids. Gene Ontology annotation, cellular component: nucleus.